This is a messenger RNA of Myotis brandtii (Brandt's bat), 841 nucleotides long. RefSeq names its product carcinoembryonic antigen-related cell adhesion molecule 21. The annotation marks the transcript as partial. The record is from RefSeq and is a predicted model, not a curated record. Lineage: Eukaryota; Metazoa; Chordata; Mammalia; Chiroptera; Vespertilionidae. The transcript is spliced from 5 exons.
AUGGAGUCACUCUCAGCCCCUGUCUACAGAGGUCCUGUCCCCUGGAAUUGGCUCCUGUUGGCCAGUGGCACCAGAGAAAAACUUAACCAGGGGUACAAACAUCAUCCUUACCACCAGCCUCAGGAGAAAUACACCCCAAGAGGUGCAGGACUCUGGGAACAUUCAUUCACCCACAGGUAUUUGCAGCCUGUUGCAGGCACUGGGGAUGCAAGAUCGGACAAGCACCUGUCCCCAUUGAGCUCACGUUCUUUGGGUGGAGAGAGCUGGAGCCUGCCCACCACUGUCCAACUCGCUAUUGUGUCAACUAAUGCUGCCGAAGGGAAGGAUGUGAUUCUACGUAUCUGCAAUAUGCCUGCCGAUUAUAUAGGAUUCAUGUGGGGGGAAGAGCCAAUUUUUGAAAAUAAUAUUGCACGUCUUGGAACGUCGCCAGGACAUAGACCAGGGCCUAAAUACAGCGAUCGAGAGCAAAUAAACUUUGAUGGAUCCUUGCUGAUAAAGAGUGUCACCCUGAAGGACACAGGAAUCUACACCGUACUAGUCUACCUUAAAAGCUCAAAAAAAGAAGAAAUUGGAUUUGGACAGCUCAAUGUAUAUGAGCCAGUGACAAGGCCCACCGUCCUAGCCAGCAAAACCACAGUCGUAGAGCGUACGGAUUCCGUGAUCCUGAUCUGCUACACAAAUGCAGACUCCAUCCAGUGGUUCUUCAAUGGCAUAAAUCUUCGGCUGACGAAGCGGAAGAAGCUGUCCUGGAACGACAGAUCCCUCACCAUAGAACCCAUAUGGAGGGAGGAUGCUGGGAAUUACCAUUGUGCAGUGUCCAAUCCCAUCAGUUCCGCGCACA